AGAUGUAUUUCAUAUUUACAUUCACUUCAUUGCUGUAGUUCCUUUAUGGCGGAUGUUUUUUUUAAUUCACGCAUUUGGCGAUUCUUUUUUGUAUUGUCUUUUCGUGUGUCUUCAGAGAAAACAACCAAUUUUACCACAUAACAACUAUAAAUAGUAGUGUGUCUGUCUAUUGUGUGCAGUGUGUCUCUCAAAUGAAAAUGUACGGAAAAAUGUGUGUAUUUUAAAAAGCCUUGCAUUGCCGAACACCUGUGAUACAAAUUGCUUCUACUGUUGAUUCUUGUUUUCUAUUCCAUUUUGAACAUUUAAAAAAACGAACACAAUUUAUUGUGUAUCUUUCUUUUUUUUGUUUGAAUUUAAAUUAAAUCAUUCAUCGUUUUAUUCGCUGCUUUUUUUCUGAAAAAAAAAAUUUGGUUUGAAUUGUGCUAUUAUUCGGAAACCGAAACUACUUUUUUUUCUAUCGCAACAACGCAUUGGAAUGGAAUAUAUCAAAAGCCGAGAUUUAUAUGAGAAAAUUUGAAUCGGCGAACAUUUGAGUGCAUUGCUCAAAACUGCAGCUAAAAGGUGCGCCAACAAAGUGCAAUUUAAUAGUUUGUAGUCACAGACGGUUGAGUGUGAUAAGGAAUCACUCGCUACGGCAAUAGGCAUGCAUUACGUUUCGAUUAAAUGAUUCGAAUAUACUGCGGCAGACGUAUUGAAAACAGAGACGCCAAAAUCCAUAAAGCGCAAAUAAACAAACAAAUUAAAAGAAAGAAGAGAAGAGAAAAAAAAAUCAACACCUACCCAUAGUGUAUCGAUUGUUUUAGUUUUGUGAGGCAACUUCGAGAAUCUUUGUGUGUGCAAAAGAUUUUCUCCUUCGUUUUUGUUUUUGUUGUAUUUUAAUUGGAAUUGUGUUCGGUUCAGUCAACAACAAUGACGCGACUUACAGAGGAAAUGGUAAUCGCACGAUCCAGGCAAUCAGAUCUUGGCUCAAUCAAAAAACUCAAUUGCUGGGGCAGCGAACUCAGCGACGUAACGAUUAUUAGGCGAAUGCGUGGUGUGGAGGUGCUAGCAUUGAGUGUAAACAAAAUCUCCAGCUUAGCCGAUUUUGAAGACUGCCACAAACUCCAGGAACUGUAUCUCAGGAAAAAUAACAUAAAAGACAUCAACGAUCUGGUGUACUUACAGGGACUGCCACAUUUGAAGAAACUAUGGCUCGAAGAGAAUCCAUGCGUAGAACAAGCCGGCCCACACUACCGAUUGAUUGUGUUGCGUGCGCUGCCAAAUCUGGAGAUGUUGGAUAAUGUGAGCGUUACACCGGAGGAAUUGUCGGAUGCUAUGAAAGUCGGUCAUGCGGUACAAAGCCAGGAAGAAGUGUACGAAGAUGCUUACUCGAAUGGGGCCGGUCAACAGCAAGCCCAACAACAGCAACUACAACAGCAGCAGCAGCAACCAUUUCGCCAGCAAAGCCCAGUUCGAGAAAAAACACCACCGAACCAGGAAUAUUCUCCCGCUGAGCCAAGCCACCCAUCGUCACCAAAACAACGUGACCUCCGAUCUUCAUAUCAUCAACAAUCAUACGAUAGAUCGCCGGGUUCAGAUGAAAUUCAGAACUCUAGCGGAUAUCGUGAACGUCCACAUAUCGUGCCGAGUAUGUCAACUCAUUCGAUGAAGGAAUAUUAUCAAUCAGACCGACCCACUCCAGCCCAUUACCGCCAUAGUCAAAGCGAUUUAACGGAAUGGGAUGAGCCAAAUCAUAGUACGCCACAGCAGCGUCGCAGCGGUGGCCAAACCGAACGUGAUGCACAAUAUCCAUACCGAAAUGGUUCACGUGAAAAAGAGGAAUGGGAUGAGAAUGAACGCGGCCGACCGAGACGAUCUGAUGGCCGAUUCAGCGACACCGCCAGCGUUGUAUCGAAUGCAGUUAUCAAUCAUUAUGCCAGCUAUCACAGAAGGCCCGUGAACAGAAGUUCCAACUUACUAUCGGCAACAUUGUGUCUAGUGAAAGAGUUAGACUAUCCGAGUUUGGAGGUGGUUGAACACGCAGUUCGAUGUCGCAUCGAUGAACUGGCGGCCGAAUGACAAAAAAUGAAUUUAUAAAAAUCAAGCAGCUACUUUUAAAACGGAUUAAUGCACGUUUAAUUCGAUUUUAAAAACAAAUAGAUUUGAGAAAAUUAAAAACUAAAAUAAACAAAUGAGAGAAUAACAUCAACUGACAAUAUUUUUACUCGAAUAACAACUAAGCUCCCUAAUUUAUAUGCAUUACAAACUAUCAAAUAACGAUAUGAAAACGAAAUACGAAUAUUAGAAUAUGACACGGAAUAAACAAUCUAGGCGAUAUUCGUAAUGUGCGGCUUAUGGAGAUAAAUUCAAAAAAAUAUAUUUUCCAGUUUUUUUUUUGUAAAUUAACUAAAUACGUUGAUAAUAACGACGAUAAUUGAAUAAACUAGCUUCUAAACGAUCUGAUAAUAUUGCUAAACAAACAUAUUCUUUUCUGAAAAUAAAAAAAUAACCAUCAAAACUCAUCGACUGAGUUGAAUGUUCUUCGAAUUAAUGGUAUAAUGCAACUUACAAUUAUUUCAUUUUGUUGAUAAAUUUUCCGUUUUUUUUUUCUCUUAAAUCAGAGAAUCUGAAUUGUUGUUUAAAUGAGUAAAGUAAUUGAAAAUGAAAUUUCAAUGUUAAAAUGCCUCCAUUGUAAAUCAAUUAGCAAUGAAUGUUUCUAAAGAAAAUACUAUUUUAAUUGCUUGAAAUAGAGAUAAAAGAAAAAUUAAUCAGCAAAUUUGAAGCAAAAACAAAAAACACACAAUUUAAUUUCAAUUGAAAUGGAAUAGCAUGAUUAGAAAUAAUUAUAGAGCUUAUUCAUCACUUGAUAGACAUAUGCGUGGGCAAAAUUAGUUCGAUCAUUGUUAUGUUUUGUUUUUGGUGUACGCCAAUUGAAUUAUUUGUGCAUCACUUUCUACACACAUCAUACACACACACAACCGUAGUGACACUUUGGGAAAAUGGCACACACACACACAACACACACUUACAAUAAUUCAUCCAAGUUGAUGAUAUUUUUCCGCUCCAAGUUAUAUAGUAUAUGAAUUCUUAUGAAUAUUGAUAGUAUUUCCUUAUAAUGAUGAAAAAGAAAAAAUUAGGAAGAAUGUUACAAAGCUCUUGCCAACUAAUAACAUAUAUCAUGCAUUGUAAAUAAGUGUGAAGCUUAUUAGAAUCAUUUCCAUUAACAUGCAAAUAUUGAAAAACAACAUAUUUUUACUUAAAAUUGAAAUUUAUUAAAGCUUUUCUUGAUUAAUAAAAAA
This is a messenger RNA of Sitodiplosis mosellana (orange wheat blossom midge), 3278 nucleotides long. RefSeq lists its product as uncharacterized. Gene Ontology annotation, molecular function: protein binding. The record is from RefSeq and is a predicted model, not a curated record. The transcript is spliced from 11 exons. Gene Ontology annotation, biological process: cytoskeleton organization. NCBI's taxonomy places the organism in Eukaryota, Metazoa, Arthropoda, Insecta, Diptera, Cecidomyiidae. Bases 910 to 2058 code for a protein of 382 amino acids.